UAACAUCAAUUGUAGUUAGAGUUUAAUUUGCAUGCGCACAUAGUUUAUUACUUGAUGAACUUUUUUUGUUGUCCCAAAUUCAGGAUUUGCAAUUGAAAACCCUAAAAACUCGAUGUUGGGGUUUGUGAUUGAGCGUACGCAGUACUAAUCACUAAUCAGGACUCGAAAUCCCAAUUUCCAAACCAAAACCAUCCACAAAGAAUAACAGAAUCUCUGUCGUUGCUUUCUCGGGUUUUUUUCUUCAUAUAUACAAUGAAGAGGACAAUGCCAUGGAGUGAUGAUGAUGAGUCAUCAGAAGACGAGUCAUCAUCUUUACAUUCAGACUCUGAACACGAUAGUGAAACUGGUGGAAAAAAAUCCAAAGCUAAAUCUGUAAAGCAGAAAAGUGCUCCAAUUGACUUUGAAUCUCUGAAACGACACGGGUAUAAAGGCGGGCCAUCGAUCUUAAAGGUACCUCCACCCAAAGAAGGUGACACAAAGCAAGAUUGGUCCUGGUCCAGUGGAAAGGAAAAGCGCAUCGACAAGGAAACUGAAGAGACAUAUGAAGAGCGAAAGAAAACUAGAGAGGCUCUUUCCAUAGGAGAACAACUGCCAACUGUUCUGACUAGGAACGAAAAGAAUAAUCUCUCCUUUUCUCAGAAGGAAAAGAGGAAAAGGGAGCUUGGUCAGGCGAGCAGGGGGAAAAAUUAUGUUGAAGAAGAGAAGAGGCUAUUGAGGGACAGUGGAGUCUAUUCUGGUUUUGAUUCUUGAUAUGUGAAGCUAGGUUCCACUACAUCUUGUAUAAAGGUACUAUUGUACUAUCUCAUGUCAUUUUGUUGUACUGCAAGGAUUUGGUUUAGUUGGAGAUGUCUACUAUAAUCUCAUGUCAAGUAGAAACCAUUAUAGAUGAUAAAUGAACGAGAUUAAUAAAAUUAAGCCCUUUUUUGUAUCAGAAGAAAAAUUAAAAUGUUUUGUCGAAGAAUUA
Molecule: messenger RNA, 964 nt
Organism: Cicer arietinum (chickpea)
Lineage: Eukaryota; Viridiplantae; Streptophyta; Magnoliopsida; Fabales; Fabaceae
Source: RefSeq, a predicted model, not a curated record